Molecule: messenger RNA, 3439 nt
Organism: Bactrocera oleae (olive fruit fly)
Lineage: Eukaryota; Metazoa; Arthropoda; Insecta; Diptera; Tephritidae
Product: cytochrome b5 reductase 4
Biological process (GO): generation of precursor metabolites and energy; superoxide metabolic process
Cellular component (GO): endoplasmic reticulum
Molecular function (GO): heme binding; cytochrome-b5 reductase activity, acting on NAD(P)H
Source: RefSeq, a predicted model, not a curated record
AGUAUAUUUGUUUUCUUACAUUCUUUAGACCUCUCUUUUAAUUCCAUUUAAAUAAAGUUCGUAGUUAUAAUUACAUUGUUUUUUUUUUUAGUGUGCUAAGACUCUGUGUAGUGUAACAAUAAUCAAAGAAACUUUGGCUACCUCUGCUGUUUGUGCAACAAAAAGUUCCAUCCGAAUUCUGCACUGCCAUUGUGCUUUUGUGAGCUCCAUAACGGCCCUAAAACCUUAGAUAGGUAUAAUCAAUGCCAGCACGGAUUGCGCUCUUCUCACAUGUCUGAUAUAAAUAAGAAAACAUCAAUGAGCAAUCUGCUACCCCCAACAACAACAACCGUCGGUCAAAUGCUAGCUCCUGCAAACACUGCACCACAAAAACUUAAUUCAGGCUCCGCUACAGGCAAUCCACGUAACAAAUGUGCGCUCAAGCCUGGUCACUCGCUAAUGGAUUGGAUACGACUUGGUAACUCAGGCAUAGACUUAGCAGGCACGCGUGGACGUGUAACGCCAGUAAAUAGCGACGAGUUGGCUCGACAUAAUACACGCGAAGAUGCUUGGAUGGCGAUACGUGGCAAGGUGUACAAUGUGACGCGUUACCUGGAUUUUCAUCCUGGUGGUGUUGACGAGCUAAUGCGUGGCGUUGGACGCGAUGCCACAAAAUUUUUCGAUGAGGUACAUGCCUGGGUAAACUAUCAGCAAUUGUUGGUGAAAUGCUUUAUUGGUCCACUGCGUACGUUGUCCAAAAUGAGUUCCAUACCAGAAGGGAGAACACCGGUUCCCACAGCAAACUUUAAAACACCGUCCAGCAAUAAACCGGUAAUCGCAAACACCGAAAUUGUACCACGUUUUGACUGGAUACAGAAACGACAAGACCUCACAGUCUAUAUUUAUACACGCCAACUUUGCAAUCCUGGUCUGCUUUUGAGUCGAAAAUGUGCCAAGCUAAUGCAACUGCAAGUGCAUAUAGACAGCGCUGAACAUAAUUUCGAAUUCGAGCUACAUAAAGAAGUAGAUUGGCCACCGAAAUCGGUGCGUGUUGGUAGUGAGACAGGUAAAAUUGAAGUAUCGCUCACUAAAGUAGAGCCUGCUCUAUGGCCGACGUAUGGAGCACACACUCUAUCCAAAGGUGUAGUGGGUGAAUCAGAGGAUUUGCAUUAUGAAUAUGAAGUUGUAAAAUGUACGGAUUUUAAUCAUGAUUCAUUCGUGUUACGCUUACGUGGUGUACAAGACACAUUGAUGGUGCUACCUAUUGGUUAUCACAUGACUGUGGCGGCGCUAAUAAAUGGCGAUUUGACCCGUCGCAGUUACACACCUGUUCCCGGCAAAAUUCUGCCACAAUCUCAUGUUGACAAUGAAAGCAAUAGUACAAAUUUAAAUUUCCUUAUUAAAAGCUACGCUGAGGGCAUACUAUCGACGCAUUUGCGUCGGAAGCAAAUCGGUCAGAUGUUACUAAUCUCAACACCACAGGGCAAUUUUCGUCUACAACGUUUACUACCGCAUCGUCAAAUAGCUCUUAUCGCUGCUGGCAGUGGUCUGACUCCCAUGCUAAAUUUAAUUGAACAUUUGCUUAAACGAAAUGCAAACCGAAUCGACUACUUACGUUUAAUGUACUUCAAUAAAACGCCGGCAGACAUAUGGUGUCGCAAUGAGCUGGAACAGCUGCAAAUAACUGAUGAGAGAUUCCAAUUCGUGAAUGUGCUUUCCGCACCCGACGGAGAAUGGACCGGUUUACGUGGACGGAUAUGCAACGAGCUACUCGCUCCGCUAAUGACGAAAAAUACAUCAGAAUAUGCCAGUUUUGUGGCUGUAUGUGGACCUAGAGCAUUUAGCCAAGCAGCUCAGAACAUAUUACAGGAGUUGAAAUUUAAUUUGGAAAAUUUACAUAUUUUUCAGGGUUGAAUCAAGUUGCUGUUUUUAUAUAGAAUAUUAAGUCGAAAGGUGGACAAAUUAGUAUAUAACUGUAGUACAUUAUUUUUGUUGUUAUUUUAGUUUUGUCUAUUUUUUCUAUUUUGUAAAAAUAUUUUUAACUAAACUAGUCACGAAUUUUUUAAAUAAAAAUUAUAUCCCAACAUCUUGGAUUAAAAAUAUAUAAAAAACAAGUAAAAAAAGUCCAAGUUCGAGUGUAACCGAACAUUUCAUACUCUUGCAACUUUCAAGGAUCAAAACCGGGGAAAUACCUUCAGGUGUUGGCAAAACUUUAUAUUAAGAAAUGUAGCGAAAAAGUUCAAUUUCAUUAUUCGACGAAAUGGUUAAUUGAUCACAAUAAAAUUUAGUAUCAUAUUCACUUAUUUUAAGUUCAUUGGCUCACUUUGUCUUACUACUAUAUUUUACUUCCCGCCAGAGAAAAUUUUAUUAAAAUCAUUGGGGGCAUAGAAAUGAAAAUAGCAUUAACUUUUAACAUUGCUUAGGUAUAUUUGAGAACUUAUUUUCAAUCACACCAUAUAUGGAGUAAAGGCAGCCAGAUGUAUCAAAAUCGUGAAUAUCAGUUAUAUGGGAGCUAAAGCAAGUUUUCGCCCGAUUUUAUUCAUUUUAGGCACAAAGAACACUGUUAUUAGAAAAAUAUGCGAUCUCAAUUUUAUCAAAAUAGCGCUCACAAUGUGGUAUAAGGUCAGCGAGAAGUUCGAAAAUCUUCAUAUCAGUAUAUAGGGUCUAAGGGAAUUAUUGAUCAAUUCAAUCCAUUUUUGACACAAGAGUUUAUUAUUAUCAAAAAACAAAAAAUUUUCCCUGAAUUUUAAUUACGUAUCUCACAUAUUGACCGAUAUUUUCGGCAAGAAGUCAGCCAUAAGCUCUGGGGCCCAUAUUUCCGGUAACCGAUUUUGACAAUUUUUAGAUCUGAGAUGGCAAAAUUCAUGCAAAUUUAUAACCCGAUAACUUAAUUAGUGCUUGAUUUGUAUACUGGAAAGUGAAAAAAUCAGAUAAGAGUUUAAAGCAGAGAUAUAAGAUUUCACCUAAAUGUGUGUGGUGCCACGUCCACUGGCCAAUUUUGACACCUGCUUCAAUAAAGGGAGUGGACGUGGUUAUCAUUCGAUUUCACCUAUUUCCAUGCUGUCGCAAGAGGUGUGGAAAUGAUAUGUCCUAUGAAAAUUUGGGUGAUAUAACUUGAAUCGUUUGGGAGAUUUGUAUCUUAAUUUACGCCUUAGUUUGGCAAUUUAUAGGUUUUCGAUUAAUGGCGUUUUGUGGACGUAGCAGUGAUCCAAUUACGCCCAUCCACGAACUUGUCCACACUUUUUUGCCAAGGAACACCUGCACCAAGUUUCAUUUACUCAACUUAUCGCUUCCACGGACGAACGGACAGACAGACAGUCACUCGUCUCUUCAUUCUGAUCAUUUAUAUAUAUAUAACCCUAUAUCGCCGACCACUGUUUUAGAGUUUUGAAAAUGAUAGCUUUGUGCGAGCUCUAGUUCAAAAUAGUAGAAGUACGCAAACACGAAACCUUGUAGAUUC